UUCAAGCUUGUCAUUUCAUUUGAUAAUUUGACCUACGCUGCGAGUUUUGCUACUAAUUUCGUAUUUUAAAUUAAUUAAAAUCCAUUUUGAUUUCAUAUUUGGUGAAAUUUGGAAUCCAGAAACUGAUCAGUUCCUACGAUGUCGUGCUCUGCUGGUAAACAUAACGUUUUGAGAACGAUUGUGAAACGGAGCUACGCUUCUCAACCAACGCCGAAAAAUGCUGUUAUCAAUUCCGAACUGAAAGCUAGCACAUCAACCAAAGGUUCUCGUUUAAUCGCUUUGAAUAAAAAUAGUCCUCUGUUGAAAGUAACACUCUCGUACAAAGUCGGACCUCGUUACGAAACGCCCGAAUACUUGGGUAUUACUCAUUUGAUCAGGGCAUUUACCGGAUUAUCUACCAAAAAUUUCACCCCAUUCAAUAUUCAUAGAAAUCUGCAACAAUACGGUAUCAAUCUUUACGCUACUUCUGAUCGGGAGUCUUUGUCUUAUACCGUCGAAACAAAUCAAGAACAACUGGAUAAGGCACUGAAUUAUCUUACCGACGUUGCUUCGUAUCCGGCGUUCAAACCGUGGGAAUUGAAAGAUUACCGUCACAAGGUGUUGACGGAAUUAUCUGCCAUCAGUCCGGAAGCCAAAGUAGUCGAUUUAUUGCACCAAGCAGCCUAUAGUAACGGCUUGAAAAAUUCCUUAUUUUGCGAUGAAAGUCGUAUUGGAAAUUUCUCUUUCGAAGAUUUCUUACAGUACUUCGAUGAUAACUUCACUUACCCGAGAUUUCAAGUGACUUCGAACGGUUUAGAUUUGAGUUUCUUAGAAGAAUACAUUACCGCUAUCGAGUUGUCUGAAACCGGCGGACCUUCGGUUACAAAAUCCAAGUACCUUGGUAACGAAGCGAGAUUAGCAAACUAUCAAGAAAAUGUUGCCUACAUCGUUGUCGCUGGUGAAAGUCCAGGUGUGACGCAGAAAGAGUACUUGGCGUACGCGGUUUUGAAGAACAUUUACGGCACUCCGGUACCCAUUAAGUACGGAAAUAGUCACGGAAUUUUGUCCAAAGCUUUGAGCAAAGCUAAUUUGGCGGCUGGCGUAAUCGGUUUCAACGCGACGUAUUCGGAUUCCGGUCUUACUGGAUUCUUUAUGAUCACUGAUCCGGAUAAUGCGGCUGCGGCUUUGAAAACCGUGUAUACCGAAUUUUCGAAAGCCAAUAUUACCGACAGCGAUGUAAAACGAGGAAAGGCCUUAUUGAAAAACGAUUUGUUGAGAAGUGCCGAAUGCAGCAAUAUCGUCGAUUACAUUGCCAAACAAGUAGCGUUAGACGCAGUAACUACCCCAGAUCAAGUGGCUGCUGCCAUCGAAUCUGUAACCACAGCCGACGUACAGCAGGCGGCUAAAAAAUUAGCAUCUAGCAAAGUAGCUUCCGCGUAUUACGGACACAUCGCUUCAUCGCCAUCUUUGAAUGAUUUAUAAGCCGAGUACAUAAGUCCAACUUCGUAUAGUUGUAUGUUAAUAUUGUUGUGUAAUGAAAUAUAUUUUUUAUUCUAAGUAA
Messenger RNA from Planococcus citri (citrus mealybug), 1540 nucleotides. RefSeq names its product cytochrome b-c1 complex subunit 2, mitochondrial (gene UQCR-C2). Gene Ontology annotation, cellular component: mitochondrion. Gene Ontology annotation, molecular function: metal ion binding. Lineage: Eukaryota; Metazoa; Arthropoda; Insecta; Hemiptera; Pseudococcidae. The transcript has 9 exons. The record is from RefSeq and is a predicted model, not a curated record. Bases 139 to 1461 code for a protein of 440 amino acids.